Molecule: messenger RNA, 1275 nt
Organism: Camarhynchus parvulus
Lineage: Eukaryota; Metazoa; Chordata; Aves; Passeriformes; Thraupidae
Gene: AS3MT
Product: arsenite methyltransferase
Biological process (GO): toxin metabolic process; arsonoacetate metabolic process
Cellular component (GO): cytosol
Molecular function (GO): arsenite methyltransferase activity
Source: RefSeq, a predicted model, not a curated record
AUGCCCGUGUCCUGGGGCAGGAGCCACUGUCAGGACGGAAGCCAGGCCGGGCAGUGUGGGCUGCUGGGACAGCACAGGAUAUUGGGGAGAGCUGGGCAGAGUCCGGCUGGGGCCCUGCGGCUGGAGGCAGUAAGACAGCCCAGGGCCUCUGCCGGGGUGGCAACUCCCAUCGGAGAGCAGAUCCACCAGGAGGUGCAGGACUACUAUGGCAAAGCGCUGCAGAAGUCAGAGGACCUCAAAACCAAUGCGUGCAUCACCUCAGCCAGGCCCGUUUCCAAGCUGGUGAGAGAUGCUCUGGAGCGCAUCCAUGAGGAGGUUGUGGCCAGGUACUACGGCUGUGGUCUGGUGAUCCCUGAGUGCCUGACUUCGUGCCGGAUUCUGGACCUGGGCUGCGGCAGCGGCAGGGACUGCUACCUGCUGAGCCAGCUGGUCGGGGAGCAGGGCCAUGUCAUCGGCAUAGAUAUGACCGAGGGCCAAGUUGAGGUGGCCAAGAAGCACAUUGCUUACCACACGGAUAAGUUUGGCUACCAAAAGCCGAAUGUGGAGUUCUUCCAUGGUUACAUGGAGAAGCUGGGUGAUGCUGGGCUGGCUGACGAGAGCUACGAUGUUGUCAUCUCCAACUGCGUGAUCAACCUUGCCCCUGACAAGAGGGCUGUGCUGCAGGAGGCCUUUCGUGUGCUGAAGCCUGGGGGAGAGAUGUACUUCAGCGAUGUCUACGCCAGCCAGCGCCUGAGCGAGACUGUCCGGAAGCACCGGGUGCUGUGGGGAGAAUGCCUGGCAGGAGCCCUGUACUGGAGAGACCUGUACAGCAUUGCUGAGGAGGUGGGGUUCAGCCCCCCGUGCCUGGUCACCGCCAGCCCCAUCACCAUUGGUAACAAGGAGCUGGAGGGCAUUGUCGGCCACUGCCGCUUUGUUUCCGCGACUUACCGGCUGUUCAAGGUGCCGGCUGGCAGCCGGACCGGGCCAGGACAGGUCACCUACAAUGGCGGCAUUGUGGGGCACGAGCGAGAGCUGGUGUUUGACGCCAACUUCACCUUCAAGGAAGGAGAGGUGAUGAGUGUGGAUGCUGAGAUGGCUGCGAUCUUGCAGAGCUCCAGGUUUGCAGAGAAGUUCCUGAUCCGAGCUGGUGGAGCCAAUGCUGCAGCACCACAGGGCUGCUGUAGCAAGGGAGUGAAGGAGAAGAUCUGUGAUCCCUUCCAGCUGCUGGAGCAGCUGAGAGCCCCAGGUCCUCUCAGCUGUCCUGGUGGCACCUGUGGUCCCUCAGGAUGCUGCUGA